UGGCAACCGCAGCCUCAGCCGGCUCUGUUGUUUACAACUGUCGCGUGCACGUUCGCGCGCCCGCUCCAGGAUGUCCUAGGAACAUACACGGAAAUGGACCGUUAUCCCCUCCCUUGGCUUGGUCAAAAAAAAAAUUACCAAAGUUUGCUAUGCAAACAUCGUUGCGCAUCACCACUCAGACGGAGUGCGCGCGCGCGUAAAGGGGAAGGAGGCUGGGCUAGAGAUUGGGUGCUUUAAAAACGGACAGGUCCAGGUUGAGGUUGAGCAGAUCCUUUAGCUGGUUCGCCUCAUCUCGUCUGAGCCGUCAGGAACAGUCAAACCUUCAGGAUGAUCAAAGCAACACUUCCGGUGCUCCUGCUGGCUUUGACCUCCACCUUUGCUAAAUACACCCCAAAAACAGGCCGAAGGGUUCCACAAACCCUGUCCAGAGGAUGGGGUGACCAGUUGAUCUGGGCUCAGACGUAUGAAGAGGGGCUGUACUGGUCCAGGUCCAGGAACAAGCCCUUGAUGGUUCUAUUUCACUUGGAGGACUGCCCCCACAGCCAGGCGUUGAAGAAAGUGUUCUCUGAAGAUGACAAAGUCCAGAAAAUCCUUGAUGAGGACUUCAUCGUCCUCAACCUGGUGUACGAAACCACAGACAAGCACCUCUCUCCUGAUGGACAGUAUGUUCCGCGAAUCCUGUUUGUGGACCCCUCCAUGACGGUGAGGGCGGACAUCAAUGGUCGCUAUGGCAACCGCUUGUAUGCCUAUGAGCCAACCGACAUGGGCCUCUUGUUCAGUAACAUGGAAAAAGCAAAGAAGCUGCUGAAGGCUGAACUUUGAGGACCAGUGGCGAGCCGCCAAUCCUGAUGAUGAGCCGUCAACCCUCGUUCUGCCAUCCCACAGAAGACAGCGCACUGCAAAGUUUCCUCUCCCUUUAUGCUUCCUGGAUGGUCAAUGUUUGUUUGUGUUACUGCAGCUGUCCAUUACCAGCUCUGUUGAAUAAAUGCGCACUUGUUAACAA
Messenger RNA from Oryzias latipes (Japanese medaka), 1003 nucleotides. It is a transcript of the gene agr2, whose product is annotated as anterior gradient 2. Lineage: Eukaryota; Metazoa; Chordata; Actinopteri; Beloniformes; Adrianichthyidae. The record is from RefSeq and is a predicted model, not a curated record. Gene Ontology annotation, cellular component: endoplasmic reticulum.